This is a messenger RNA of Centropristis striata (black sea bass), 969 nucleotides long. RefSeq lists its product as uncharacterized. The transcript is spliced from 3 exons. Gene Ontology annotation, biological process: response to bacterium. The coding region runs from base 1 to 969 and encodes 322 amino acids. The record is from RefSeq and is a predicted model, not a curated record. Lineage: Eukaryota; Metazoa; Chordata; Actinopteri; Perciformes; Serranidae.
AUGGAUGCUGAGAUGAGCCAGGAGGAGGAGGAGGAGGAGGAGGAGAAAGAGAAGAGCAUCAUGGAUGCUGAGAUGAGCCAGGAGAAGGAGGAGGAGGAUGAGAAGAGCAUCGAUGAUGCUGACAUGGCAAGCCAGGAGGAGGAGGAGGAGCAGCAGCAACAGGGGGACCAGACGUACCAGCUGUAUUUGUCAUCAGAGGAGGACGUGGAGGAGGUCCCCAGCCACUCAGACUCUGAGCCCUCAUCAGUCAUUUUGUCAAUGUCAGAUACAUCUGACAGCGACCUGAUUCAGACUACAGAGGUCUCUCACCAGAUGUCUUUGACUGAGGUUGAAGUUGGUGGAAAUGUUACUCUUCAAUGUCCAGUUUCUGCGACGGAUGGCAAUUUUUUUUACUGGUACAAGCAGUCUCCUGGACAUACAGUUCAAAAAGUUGCUUCUGUAAUUGUUGGCAAAUUAACAGUUGGUGAACAAGUUUCACGGUUCACAUUAACACAAGAGGAUGCUCAGUAUUUUCUUACCAUCAGAAAUGUCAACAAAAUGGAUGAAGCAGCAUACUUCUGUCAGAUUGGCACAGCGUAUUUACAGAGUUUGGUCAGUGUCACCUUCUUGGCUGUGAACGAUGGUAAUCAGCAGAAAUCUUUCUACGUGAAACAAAGCCCGGAGACUGAGUGGGUCCAGCAGGGCGACCCAGUGACUCUCCAGUGUUCUCUUCUCUCCAAGAACAAAGAAAACACAGACCAGUGUCCAGCUGAACACAAUGUUUACUGGUUCAGAUCUGGAUCAGGAGGAUCUCAUUCAGAUGUUCUUUACACUCACAGUGAUGAACAAGAGGAAAUAAGUUGUGUCCACAGUCUGUCCAAAACUAUACAGAACUCCUCUGAUACUGGGACUUACUACUGCGCUGUGGUCACAUGUGGACAGAUCCUGUUUGGUGAAGGAACUAGAGUGGACAUGUUUAUACAAUUAUAG